Messenger RNA from Sebastes umbrosus (honeycomb rockfish), 5336 nucleotides. It is a transcript of the gene ptbp1a, whose product is annotated as polypyrimidine tract binding protein 1a. The coding region runs from base 148 to 1875 and encodes 575 amino acids. Gene Ontology annotation, biological process: regulation of RNA splicing; regulation of cell differentiation; mRNA processing. The record is from RefSeq and is a predicted model, not a curated record. Gene Ontology annotation, molecular function: mRNA binding. Gene Ontology annotation, cellular component: nucleus. The transcript is spliced from 16 exons. Lineage: Eukaryota; Metazoa; Chordata; Actinopteri; Perciformes; Sebastidae.
CGCCCGCUCUCUGGCUCUUGAAAUGCAGCCUGGACUAAUCAGCGCUCGCCUCAUCUCCGUUUGUGUUCAGCCAUUUUGUCAAGAAGAAACCCCAUCAAGUGUGCCGCCCUCCCUUCAGCUCCAGACCUGCAGUUAGUUUCUUGUGCAAUGGACGGCCGCCUAGACGCUGAAUUGUACCCUCUGGGAGCCGGCUACGUCCCUGAAAUUGACAGUGUCCAUGACAUAUCAGUUGGCACAAAGAGGGGAUCCGACGAACUCUUUUCUUCCUGCAUAUCCAACGGGCCCUAUAUCAUGAACUCAGCCAAUGGCAACGACAGCAAAAAAUUCAAAGGUGACGUCCGCAGUCCUGGUGUUCCGUCACGUGUGGUCCAUGUACGCAAGCUGCCCAACGACAUAAAUGAGGCCGAAGUUAUUGGCCUGGGACUGCCAUUUGGGAAGGUCACUAAUCUGCUGAUGCUGAAAGGGAAAAACCAGGCAUUCUUGGAAAUGACCAGCGAGGAGUGUGCACAGACGAUGGUGAGCUACUACUCCUCUGUCACCCCCGUCAUCAGAAACCACCCCAUUUACAUGCAAUACUCGACCCAUAAGGAGCUCAAGACGGACAACUCCCCCAACCAAGUGCGUGCCCAGGCCGCUCUGCAGGCAGUCAAUGCACUGCAUGGAGGUGGGAUGGCAAGCAUGGCCAUUCCCGCAGAUCCAGCGACCAUGGGAGGAGCAGGGUCCCAAAGCCCUGUACUCAGAGUCAUAGUGGAAAACCUCUUCUACCCCGUCACCCUGGAUGUGCUACACCAGAUUUUCUCCAAGUUCGGCACUGUGCUGAAGAUCAUCACCUUCACCAAGAACAACCAGUUCCAGGCUCUGAUCCAAUAUGCCGAUGGCUUGACGGCUCAGCACGCCAAACUGUCUCUGGAUGGUCAGAACAUCUACAAUGCCUGCUGUACCCUGAGAAUCAGCUUCUCCAAGCUCACCAGCCUCAAUGUCAAGUACAACAACGACAAGAGCCGGGAUUACACCCGGCCAGACCUCCCCACUGCGGAUUCACAGGCCUCCCUUGACCACCAGACCAUGGCAGCUGCUGCAUUUGCUGCUCCGGGUUUAAUCUCAGCCUCUCCUUAUGGUGGCGCUCAUGCCUUCCCUCCAGCCUUUGCUAUCCAACAGGCUCAAGGGCUGUCGAUGCCUGGUUUUCAAGGCCUGGCGUCCCUGGGUGUGGGCCAUGGCGGCAUGGCGGCUGCCGCAGCGGCCGCUAGCCGGCUCGGCCUGUCAGGGCUCACUGCCUCUGGGGGACACCAUGUUCUGUUGGUCAGCAAUUUGAACCCUGAGAGCGUUACGCCACACUGCCUCUUUAUUCUUUUCGGUGUAUACGGCGAUGUGAUGAGAGUGAAGAUCCUGUUUAAUAAAAAGGAGAAUGCUCUGAUCCAGAUGUCUGAUAGCACACAAGCUCAGCUAGCUAUGAGCCACCUGAAUGGCCAGCGUCUUCACGGCAGGGCCAUGCGUGUGACCUCAUCAAAACACACCACAGUGCAGCUGCCCAGAGAAGGCCACGAGGACCAGGGCCUCACAAAGGACUACAGCAACUCGCCGCUGCACCGCUUCAAGAAGCCUGGCUCCAAAAAUUACUCCAACAUCUUCCCACCCUCUGCAACACUCCACCUCUCCAACAUACCGCCUUCUGUGGUGGAGGAUGACCUCAGGAGGCUUUUUGCCAGCUCAGGAGCCACAGUCAAGGCCUUCAAGUUCUUUCAAAAAGACCGCAAGAUGGCCCUGAUCCAGAUGGGCUCAGUCGAGGAGGCGAUCGAGUCCCUCAUCGAGUUCCACAACCACGAUCUGGGAGAGAACCACCACCUUCGAGUGUCCUUCUCAAAGUCCACCAUUUGAGUGCCUUUCCUCCCUCCCUCCAGGUCUAUAUCCACCUGAAUGCUACUUUUGUUAAGGUUGCCUUCAGUGGAAAUGGCUGUUGUUCUUUGUAGAAUGUUGCUCCCUUCACCGUUCUUAAUCAUUCCCCAUCGUUAAUAGGUUUGGGUAUCAUAUUUAAUCUAUUUUGCUUCCAAUUCCUUUCCUCCUCCAAUUUUUAUUAAAAAGGUCUUUGCGCACCAAAUCAGUUUUUUUUUCGUAUGCAUUUUUUAAAAUCCGUCAUCCUAUAAAAAAAUAUUAAACACAGAAAACGUGCGCACGGAGUCUGAUGCGUUUUUAUAUUUCUGUUCGUUGCAAAAAUUAGAAACUGAAUUAAUUACGUGGGUGCGACUGAUAGCACUAGUCCCAAACGGGGCUAUGGAAUGCAUAACAUUAGCAAGAAGCUAUUGUUUAGCCACCCAGAGCACAAUCACAACCGUCUAAUCUUUCCUACAUCCUUUGUUUUGCAACCAUCCCCAAUUCCAAGCUGUCUUUAAAUUCUGCAACUCUGUAUUCUUUUAUUUCUUUAUCGUAAAGUGCUUUGCGCUGGGACACGAAGUGAAACAGUUUAUCAAGCCAUUUUGGAUGAUGACGUUUGCACGGACGGUGGCUCUGAGUGGUCAAACAACCCUCUUGUUUUUUGACGGAUGUGGGAAAAAAAUGUAGAAAAUCAAACCUUUUCCGAAAACUUUUAAGUCAGAAAAAAGUUUCAGAGUCGGUGUGUAAACGUGAUUGACACAACGUGAGGUCGUAUGUAUUUUUUAACGUGUGACAACUUCGGACGAAAAAUACGGACUUGGUGUGCAAAAGCAUAGUCACCAAAAUAUGUUGAAAACAAACCUUAUUUCCUUUGAUUUGCCGCGUCAUAAACUUAAAUCAGCACAGAAUACAAGGUAUUUUAAAUUAAAAUGUAGAUGAAUAUUUUCUCAUCACACAAAUUGUUUGGCGUCUUACGUUUGUUUGUAUUGUAAGUGUUGCUAUCAGCUGAUUCUGGGGCAUUCUGAUUUUGACAGAAGACCUCAACAACGCUGCAUUCUUGAACCACGCUGCAGUAUCUCCACUGGAGAAAGUUGUUUUCGCUUACAUUAUUUCCCUGUAUCCCUUUUGUGAAGCUUAGCUACACUUGUAAGCGGUAGGUCCUGCCCAUAAUGAUGUAAACACUCUUCACAUACCUCGGCGCAAGUGUGACAGACAAUGUAAACAAAUACGUCCAAACUUUAAAUGGAAUCGAAGCGUGUUUCUGGUUCCAGUUCAGGACAGGUUCUCGGUACCCAAACCAUUCAUUUGUUCCAUCAUAAAGUUGGGAAAAGGGGCAACAUUCUGCAAUGAAACAUGUUGUUAUAUUGGAGGUAAAGUAGGGGCAGCUGAUGAACUGUCACUUUAGACCAAAUCGCUAAAAAAAAAAGAAAAAGACACCCUCCACCACAGAUGCUUAUGUGGAUGAAUCGUAUCCACACCAGACACACUUCAGCAUUCCUUUUACUAUGAUAGCCGUGUGGAUAUAUCUAUAUGUGUGCGUGCCUUUUUUUCAAAUGCCACUUUGAACCUGUUUGGCCAGUCAGAAACGGUUUGAUACAAAAGGAUUUAGUUUUGGCUCACAGACCAACCAAACAAUCUAUUUCCCCAGUAUCCAUUUCGAUUUUAUCUUCUUGUAACAACCCGCUUAUUCGCUUCAGGGGAUCCAUACCACUAUCUGAAGUCAUUCAAUAAGGAUGCGUUUUUUCUUUCCAUAUCUGUAUCGACAGUCUUGUGCCUUACUUUGCCCCGACCAGAUUGCCUUAAGCAUCGCUCUGGCUUUAUUUGGAAAAUACUUUUUUUUUUUUUCAUGCCUUUUGUGGUAUGUACCAGCAUUGUUAAAACUGUGGGGAAAGUGGCUCAUUCAAUCUUCUGUUAAUUCUUAAAAACACAAAUGUUUAUCUAGGGAUUUGUACGCAUAUAUCCCCAUUUAUAUGUAUGUAGAAACUAUGAAUGUACGUCAGUUAGAUGCCUAAUAUCCUUGCUAGGUGAUGUAGCUCUGUUAGGUGUAUUGUGGCAGGAGUUAGAGCUGUAUCCAGCCCUCCUGUUUUACAGUCCCCGCUCACCUCCAUGUAGUCCUUUUUCUCAGGAGGGACACCCGGUGUUUGGGGCGUCAUUUAACCAUAUUAUGUUCAUCUAUACGUGGACACCUAUAUAUUCAUUUAUCUUUUCUUUUAAUGUUAGCAUUUACAUGUGUAUCACUUCUAAGCUUAACUGAUGUGUAGUGGCUGGGUUUGAUCAUUAUCACAGUGCCUUGAGUUUUUAAUCUGAGGCUGCAACACUUUUCUGGUCAGUUGGCUUUGUUUACCUCUCGUUCAGGUGUUUUAAUCUUACCGGUCUGCAAAGAUGCCUUUAUCUCAUUACAUUCAGGUUGAUCGUACCUGAGAGAGAGCAGCUCGGAGGCAUUCGUCAACCGAAUAAGUAACAGACUGUGUCUAACAAUCCUAAACCCAGUAUAUAUAUAUUUUUUCCUUAAAUUCAGGAUAAACAGGAUUACAAGGUGGGCUCGCCCUCACCCGAUCCCGUCUGUGUCCACUUUAAUGCCACAGUCAGGUUCUUUAGUGCACUUUUCCCUCAACCAUAGGUCCAAGUUGGCACCGUCACGCCGAAGUCUUAAACGUCGUCACAUUCCUGCGUGCCUCAGAGCACCGGUUUUUCCACAGCCUCGAUCGACCACUGUAGUUUUGGACCAGAUACAGAUGCGCUCUGUCUCUAUUUUUGUAAAAGAUUAUUAUGCAUGGUUUAAACGAAGCUUCAUGUAGCUACAGGCGGUUAUUGCUGUUAAAGGACCAAAGUAUCUUCUACCCCCUUGCUGUUUUUUGUAGUGUUGUGAUUUGAGUUUUUCCACAUUUCCACACAAGUUUCCCCUUUUUUUCCGUUUCUCCGAUGCCUUGGACAAUUGUCACAUGAAGUUAUAUCAGCCUAUACUGUAUAUUGUAUCCCUUUCUGUUGGAUUGAUAUUACAAAGAGCCUACUUUGGUAGAGAUUGCUUUAGAACGGAUACCUAAUUGAACCACAGUCCUAGCUGUGAUGUUGAUGGUGUAGAAGAUUAUAUGCCUUUAAAUUGUUUUUUUUUUGUUAAAAGCUUUUAUGUUUCUCUCCUUUUUUUUAUAUAUGGGGGCGGGGUGGGGUUAUUGUAUGAAGCGGGGUUGAUGGUUGUAUAUAUUCAUGUUUUUGUACCACAAAAAUCAUUUGGAUUAUAUCCUCUUUACGUUCAAAACAUGUAUAUUUUGAUAAAACAAAUACAGACCUAUUGAGCUCUGCGGAGCUGUAAAAACACAAAAAAACUUUUGUAACACAAAGACAUUAAACCUAUCUGAACACACAAGUGUCUCUGUAUGUGCCCCCCCACCCAACCCCCUUCUUUUGCCAUUCUGUUCUUGUCUCUUGCAUCUUCUGCUGCCUUCAAUAAAUCUUUAGUUUGUUCCUUC